Molecule: messenger RNA, 258 nt
Organism: Mesorhabditis spiculigera
Lineage: Eukaryota; Metazoa; Nematoda; Chromadorea; Rhabditida; Rhabditidae
Source: the annotation of a GenBank genome assembly
UACGCCGACCCUGUUUCUGACCUCCUCGACAAGCGCAACGUGUUCCGGUCGCGGCUGUUCCGCGAGGCCUGCGUGUUCCACAAGGGAAACUACGUGAAAGACCUGGCUCGGCUCGGGCGUGACCUGAACAAGACGUUGAUCAUGGACAACUCGCCGGCCAGCUAUGCAUUCCACCCUGAAAAUGCUAUCGCCGUCCAGACGUGGUUCGACGACCCGCACGAUUCCGAGCUGCUCGAAGUUUUGCCGCUUUGGAUCGGU